UGCCAGGCUUGCCAGCCAACUCAGAAGGGGGCAUAAAACGUUCGCCUCCCUAGUCUCCCUCAUGUACUCUCUCUUCUUUUGCAAGAGCACCAGCCAUGAAGCAGCCGCAGCCGGCGCAGCCAAGGGAGGCCGCAGCAGUAACAAAGCCCUAGGCCGCCAGCUGCCAGCUGGUUGAGAGCUGGUAUUUGGGGGGUCGGAGGCCACGCAGAGCGAACAGUGGUCACUGGAGGCCGUCAGCCGCCCCCGGCGGUGGCAUGGAACGAAUGGUGAGCCGCCUGCUUGACGGCAAGAAGCUAGAGCGGGAGGCGGCGCUGGCUGAGCUGCAGCGAGCCGCCCCCGGUCUGCCCCCGGCCGAAAAGGCCACCCUUGUUCAACAGGUCACGGCUCCUCUUGAGCGCGAUUCCUCCGCAUCCAGGGACGCGCUGAUUGGGUGUUUAGGCGCCGCUCGCAUUUUGGCGCCCCAUCUGGCCAACCCUGCCGCCUCCCUUCUGCCUCCGGCUCUCCGCCUCCUCAAGGAACACCCGACUGACCUUUGCAUUCAAACGGCUGCGGGCGAGCUAAUUGGAGCUCUGGCACAGAAACAAGGGCCUCAAGUGUACGAAGACAGCAAAAAGCAGCUAUUAGGGAUGAUAAGGAAAGGAAUGGAAAAUGACCCCAGUAACUCUCAAAUUGAGGGUGACACUGCUGAUCAGAUUUUGCACGCCGACAUAACCUGUUUUGGCAGCUUGGAGGCUGCCCUCCGAACAAUACAAGGGGUGGCCGAGGCGUGUCGUGGUCGAAUGGCGCCCUUUGUGGACAUUGAGCUUUUGCAACUGCUCAACAGUGCCCUGGGCCACAAAAUUCAUUCCCCCAGAGAGGCAGCGUUUUAUUUGGCCGCCUCUUUGGCCACUUCUCUUGCAGAAGCGGAAAAAAACUCUCACGAAGGGUUAAUUCAUUUUGGGGACGUUUUGGCCUCACGACUGGCCUCUGGUCUUGCAGACGAGUGGAGUCCCGUCCGCUUGGCCGCUUCUGUUGCUGUCAGAAGGUUUCUCUGCGCGCUACCCGACAAAAGCAGGAAAAAGUUCUACCACACUCUCCUCCCCAGAAUGUGCCUUAAUCGCUACUACGCAGCGGAAGGUGUGAGAAUUUACUCUCAGGAAACGUGGCGACAAGUGACAGGAGCCCUUGGUCGCGACCUGGUUAUCCAGAACCUGCCUCAGGUCAUCGACUUUUAUUGUGAAAGCGCCAACGCACAGUGCCAUGCAGUCCGUGAGGCGGCUUGUUCCUGCAUUUCAGAGGUGGCCUCCAAACUGCCCCCGGAGGCAGUCCGCCCCUUUGUCCACCGACUUCUGGACGCCCUUUUGCAAGCAUUUGACGAUGAUAGUUGGCCUGUCAGAGAUGCUGCGUGCUUGGCGUGUGGCAGUGUCGCCUCGAAUUUUCCUAAAGAGUGUGAGUCCAGUCUUCUCACACUCUUUCCACUGUUUUACCGAAACCUCGAGGACGUGAUUCCCACUGUUCGUGCUGGAGCUGCAAAUGCACUGGCCGGCGUUGCCAGGGCUAGAGGGUCACCUGUCUUGGAGCAGAUUUUCGAAAGAGCCCUGAAAGGUCUGCAGGGCCUUGAAAAGCAGCCUGAAGACGUCUUCAAGGAGAACAAACAGGGGGUGAUGUGCUCCAUGAAUCCUAGAAUGAGCAGAACAGGCAGCAUGGAUCACAGGUUUUGCAGGCCGUCACAGCCAUGGGAAUUUGCUGACGGGUGUGUGAUGCUAUUUGCCGAGUUGUCUAUGGUUCCGAGCGCAACUAACACUGUAGCUGCUGCCCUUCCUAAGUUGGCCGAAGCCUGCAGACUUCGACACUAUUCCUCUCACCUGACUUUUCUGGAGACGGUUUGCAAAAAUUUGCCCACUAUUGCUAAAGGUGUUGGCAGAAAAAAUUUCAAGCAGCAUUUGGAUGAGUUUUUUGACCCAAUAUUUUAUGCUCUGGAGAGUGAAAAUGCUUUGACCUCAAGCGCAGCAAGUCAGUGCCUCAACCAGCUGAGCAGUCUGAUUGGACCGGGAGUCCUGAGGGCCAGAGUUGAGGCAAACUGUCCUCACCACUUGAAGCACCUGCAUGCCAACCUUUUUAUCGCUCCAUAUUAGAUCGCAGCCACCAAUACUUCUGAUGCUCUGUGAUAAUCUUGCUACUUAUUUUUGAACAUUCCUUUUCUUUUUUCCUAAAGCAGAAAUAUCACCUUUCUAACAACUGACAAAUAGUGAGUCACCAUGCUUUUGAAGCUAUUAUUGUGAUUUCUGCACUUGAAGACUUUCAAAAUCUGUCCAAAAUUUUAUCUGGUGCUGAAUUUGAGACUAAUUCUAAGCUAAAUGGAAUUCAACCACAGUGGAAGUCCUGCAUUCUGUUGUCAAAUGUUUUAUUCUAUUAUGUGCAGAUAAUAACUUGAUUUUUAUGAUAAUUUUGCUCUAGCAUUAUAUUAUCUCAGCCUGGUAUAUCUUAAAUUUGCAAAAUUUUAAAUUUGCCGCACUUGGUCAAAUACUAAUUAUACAAAAUGUGCUGAAAAAUUUAAUGGAUGUUAAUUAGAGAGCGCACAAAAGCAAACAAGCUUAGUAGGCAAUGAUGUGGCUAGGACUUAAAAUGUUGAAAAGCACUUAUAUAUUUGACGACAGUUUUUAAUAUUUCAUUCUGAUCGAUGUUCAUUUUCUUGACCUGCAGUUUCUUUCAAUUGCAUAGACACUUACAUAAAAAUUUAGGCAAGCCGGGGCUGAUCUACUUACUAUAUAGUCUAGAAGGAGUAAUAAAAUUUCAAUGUCAAUGUAAAAAAAAACAAUGUAAUAGCGUGUUGCAUUAAUAUUCAUUCCUAAAUAUUUUAUUUAAUAUUAUGAUGGCGUAAAACAAUAACAUUAAUUGCCUUAACUAUUAGUUUGAUGUUUUAUUAAGUUCGAACUAUUAUAGAUAGAGAAGACUAAUAAAUUUAUUAUGGCACU
Neocloeon triangulifer is the source of this 2954-nucleotide messenger RNA. RefSeq lists its product as uncharacterized. Gene Ontology annotation, biological process: protein import into nucleus. The record is from RefSeq and is a predicted model, not a curated record. Lineage: Eukaryota; Metazoa; Arthropoda; Insecta; Ephemeroptera; Baetidae. Gene Ontology annotation, molecular function: nuclear import signal receptor activity. The coding region runs from base 255 to 2114 and encodes 619 amino acids. The transcript is spliced from 9 exons. Gene Ontology annotation, cellular component: cytoplasm; nucleus.